CGUGGUAUUGACGUGGCUGAUGCUAUUCAUAAAUGUUUGAAAACUUGGGGGAUUGAAAGUAAAAUAUUUACAGUAUCUGUUGAUAAUGUUGCUUACAAUGAUUUGUGCUUGAAAUAUCUUAGGGAUAAUAUAUCACUGAGUAGAAAGUUAAUCCUUAAUGGUGAUUUGUUUCAUGUUAGGUGUUGUGCGCAUAUUUUGAAUUUGUUAGUGCAGGACGGCCUUAGUAAAAUUAAGGAUAUCAUUUUUAAUAUUCGUGAGAGUGUCAAAUAUGUUAACCACAAUGAUGCAAGGCUAAAGAACUUAUGUGAUGUGGUUGAGCAAAAAGGUUUGAAAGAAAGGAAACUCGUCAUCGAUUGUCCUACAAGAUGGAAUUCAACCUUCAAUAUGUUGUCAACCGCUUUGAAAUUUAAAAUUGUAUUUUCAACCUACAAAGAAAGAGAGCCUCACUAUGAUCAUGCCCCUUUAUUUGAGGAAUGGGACAAAGUUGAGAAAGUGUGUAAACUGCUAGAAGUGUUCAAUUCUGCUACUCAUGUGAUCUCAGGUAGUGAGUAUCCAACUGCAAAUUUGUAUUUGCCAGAGGUCUGGACGGUGAAGCAGGUACUUGAUAUGGCGGAUGAAGACGAAGAUCUCUUUAUGAGAGAAAUGGCAAAACCAAUGAAAAAGAAGUUUGACAAAUACUGGGGGAGUGUAAUUUGUUGAUGGCUAUAGCUAGUGUUUUUGAUCCUAGGUGCUAAUUUCACAGUGUUUGUAUAUGUUUUCCCAAGAUAUAUAAAUCCAAGGAAGUUUCUGAUGAGAAUAUAGAGAAGGUUAGGCGUUCCUUGGAAUUAUUAUAUGAUGAGUAUGUGGCCUUAUCUUUGGAAGAGUCUUAUUUGAUGCCUGCUGUUAAUUUGGAUUGUGAUAAUCCAUCUUCCUCUCAAACAAAUGUUAAAAAUGCCACUGGAAUUGAUGACUUGUUACAAACCAUUCGGGAGCAAGAAGCCAUUUCUCCUACGAAGUCAGAAUUGCAAGAUUAUCUUGAUCAAGGUCAUGUUGUUCCUAACUCUGAAUCCUUUAGUGCUUUGGACUGGUGGAGGAAAAACAACAUGAAGUAUACGAUCUUGUCUAAGUUGGCUGUUGAUAUACUAGCUAUUCCAAUCUCAAUUGUUGCAUCCGAGUCCACAUUCAGUGCUGGAGGUAGAGUUAUCGAUGAAUUUCGCUCUAGAUUAAAUGAAGAAUCUGUUGAAGCUCUCAUUUGUGGUGGUGAUUGGUUCCGUCAUAAGUAUGGUGUGAAGAACAAAUCAAAGGUUGAUAAAGAUGAGAUACAAAUCAACUUGAAGAUUUGAUAUCAUUUUGGUUUUUUGGGCUGGUUUGUGUACAUGAAGCUGAUGAGUGAUUUGUUGACUUAUGUGAUAUGUUGAAUUAUGCUGACUUUUGCUACACCUUGAAGAUUUGAUAUCAUUUUGGUUUUUUAGGUGGUCUAUGUACAUGGAGCUGACUAUGAGUGAUAUGUUGACAUGCUGACUUUUGCUACACUUGAGUUUUGACUAAGACCAUGUGACUAUGAGUCUAUGACUAAUGAGUGUCACUCUAUCACUCAUUUCUUUUUUUUGUUUUCUCAUAUCAAGCACUUUAUGAAAUCAUAUGAUUUUCUAUUUUUUGGUGAAUUGUACUCAAAUGGUUGAUAAACAUUGAUGAGUACUAAUGAAAGAUUAUUAUUAUUAGCUCUAAA
Messenger RNA from Medicago truncatula (barrel medic), 1708 nucleotides. RefSeq names its product zinc finger BED domain-containing protein RICESLEEPER 1-like. Gene Ontology annotation, molecular function: protein dimerization activity. Lineage: Eukaryota; Viridiplantae; Streptophyta; Magnoliopsida; Fabales; Fabaceae. Bases 873 to 1322 code for a protein of 149 amino acids. The transcript has 3 exons. The record is from RefSeq and is a predicted model, not a curated record.